Messenger RNA from Zasmidium cellare ATCC 36951, 309 nucleotides. RefSeq lists its product as uncharacterized. The transcript has a single exon. Bases 1 to 309 code for a protein of 102 amino acids. The record is from RefSeq and is a predicted model, not a curated record. NCBI's taxonomy places the organism in Eukaryota, Fungi, Ascomycota, Dothideomycetes, Mycosphaerellales, Mycosphaerellaceae.
AUGUGUCAUUCUUGGAACAAAGACAAUCCAUUUGUCAACUUUGGAGGCAUAGCGACUAUACCACGUGCGACAAGGGAAGAUUAUUCCAGAAAGCCGAUGCAAUUCAUCCUGGGUUACUUCGACGGCGAAGAUGUGAAGUUGUGGUCCCGUAGCAUACUUGGAAGGGUGUUGCGGCAGAAAGCGAUUGAUGAGAUCGUCGAUACACUUAUCGUGCAAGCUGGUGGCGUGUUGCAACCAACACCAAAAAUCAAGGAGAAAAGAGCGACGAAGUGGCGGAGACAGGAAGAGAGGGACGAGGACGAAGGGUAA